CUGCCAGAUGCCUGCUCUCCCUCCCCCUUUCAUAUUCCUGCUCCAUCCUUCUCCCUCUCUGACGCCUGUCUUGCUCCCUCCCUCUCUCUCUCCCUCCCUCUCUUUCUCUUGCCCUCUCUCUCUCUCGCUCUCUCUCUCUCAGAAGCCUGCUUUUUUUUCUCUCGCUCCUUCCCUCUCUCUGUCUCUCAGCGUGGUGGGUCCGUAGUGUUUUCUGGCCCUAGCGGCUAAGCGGGGCUGCUGUAUCAAUGCAAGAUAGGUGGGUGGGAACGGAGGAUGAACGGAGGAUAAAAUAAACCCUCGGGAGAUUCAAAAUCCUAAAGCAGCCAUCCAACAAAAGAGUGGACAUCCAGAGGAGCUCGCUCUCCCUCUCUCUCUCUCUCUCUCUCUCUCUCUCUCUCUUGAUCUCUCUUCAUCUCUGGCAGCGACGUUUCCCUCCCCUCCGAGUGGUGGAAUGUAGCGGAGGUAUGACUGCAGGGUGUGUAUUCUGCUGCAAGGAGAGGCAGUGGACGGACAGCAGGGUGUGAGCGGGCGUGUGGACAGACGGAAGGAGGGACAGACAGAGGGACUCUGACUCUGGACGACCGGGACUGUAGCCGGCUCAGGAGGAUGUAAACCCUCCUCCCGACCUCGGAGGCUACUCCCAACCCAGGAUCCUCUUUCCCUCCCCAAAGCAUGGGCGACUGGCAAUUCGGGGGGACGCGGCUCUUGUCUCCGUGGUGAUGAGCUGACUCAGCUGAUGUGGAGGGGACAGGACUGGAUGUGUGAGUUGGAAGUCAAACAGCAAAACAACAGCACCAAUAAUUGUAAAAAAAAAAAUCUUGAAAAUGAAACCAAGAAGGGCUGUUUGAAUCCACUGCGCUCCCUAACGGCUCUGGUCUGGAUGAUCUGCACGGGUGGAUUUACAGCGUCUCCGGGAUCCCUCUCCCUGCUCCUCUUUCGACGGUUUCUCAUUCAGCGUGUCCUUGGAUUUACCGAUCCUGCACUUCCUUGCACCUAGUCCUCUGGGUGUGCUUGCGUGCGUGUGCGUUUCUGUCUUCGUGUGCCUUUGUGUGUAUUUCUGUUUGUGAGCAGUUCUCUGUGUGUGUGUGUGCUUGAUGUGCGCGUACAGGUACGUGUGAGCGUUCAUGUGCAUUUGAGCCCUUUUGCUUGCCUGUGUGAGAUUGGGUGAGUGUUUUUUUUUGUGUGUGAGAGAGAAAUGCUCAGCGUUGCCAUUCCGCCCUGUAUAGUUAGCGCCCAGCUGGUGCCCGGUUUCGGGGUCGACCGGUGGUGAGGCAGCAGGAUGAGCGAGAUCUCUGGAGCAGCCAUUGCUGGGACGAUGGUUCUGGAGGAACCAGAAGGGGGCGGGGCCUCAGUGGGCGGGGAACAGGCCUUGGCCCCCGAGCCAGGCAACCUGCGCUGCGGGUCAUGUGCUCUGUGGCCCCGCCCACAGACCUGGCUGUGCAUAGUCCCCCUUUUCAUCGGCUUCAUCGGGUUGGGGCUCAGCCUGAUGCUCCUGAAGUGGAUUGUAGUGGGGUCUGGACAGGACUACGUGCCAACAGACUUGGUGGACGCUAAGGGGAUCGAGCUGUUUCUCUCCAAACCCAGCACUAUCCCCAAAAAUCCCCACGCCACCACCUCCAGCGGUAGCCCCGCGGUGAAGGUUCAAGCCCAGCCGGGUGCUCAGCCCAGCGCUGCGCCGAGCCUGGCGCCGAGCAGGCGGACCCCGCACCUCCACAACCGAAUCAGCACUCGCCUCACCACCACCACCGCCCGCGCCCCCCACCCUCCAGCGCCGGCUGGCCGAGACGUCACCCCCCGUGGCACCACGGUGCCCCGAGCCGGACCCGGCAACGGAAGCGACGGCGCUCCCUCAUCCACCAGAGCGGCUCCGCCGAGCUCCUCCCCCUCCAACCACCCUUCCCUCCACGCCACCGCCCGCACUUGGAACCGCGAGCGCACGUCCAAAGGGUCGUCGGUCACGCCUACUCGGCCGCACCUGCACGUCAAGACAGUUGCUCCUACCUCUCCAUCCUUGCGUUCUGAACACUUCAAACCCUGCAAAGAUAAAGACCUGGCAUACUGCUUGAACGAUGGGGAGUGCUUCGUCAUCCAGACUCUGACGGGAUCACAUAAACACUGCAGGUGUAAAGAAGGAUAUCAAGGCAUUCGCUGUAACCAGUUUCUCCCAAAGACAGACUCAAUUUUGUCAGAGCCAGCGGAACACCUGGGCAUUGAGUUUAUGGAGAGUAAAGAAGUGUACAAAAGACAGGUUAUCUCCAUCUCCUGCAUCACCAUUGGAAUCAGUCUGCUUGGAACACUCUGUGUGGCUCUCUACUACAGGAAUAAGAGGCGAAGAGAAAAGCUACAGGCCCAUCUGAAGGUGAGCUGCAGCCUCAAGACCCCAAAUGUAGGCCUUGCCCCAGCCCUCUCCUCUAAAUCUAGCCCCAGGCUUCUGAAUGGCCUACAGAUUCAAAAGUGCUGCAAAGAUCCUGGGUCCUCCCCUCCACAUGGGGGUGCUGUUUCUGCCUCAGGCCUUUUGCAGAAUAGCCCUGUUCCUCCCAGUUACCCAAAAGCACCACCUACCAAGAAAAUGAGGAGCAGCUCCUUAUCUAACACUCCUGGCCAGAGAAACAGACUAACCCAUCCCCGAAGAACCCCGGCCAUCUCUAGAGGACGGCUGAAUCCAAUUGGAGGAUCCAGAGAUCCUAGCCAUGCCUACCAACACUUACAGGAGAUGGAGGACUCAGAGAAGGAGGUGCAGUCUUUGACAGUGUGUAACUGUGGAAAAGCUGGAAGCGGGCAUCUCCAGGACGGGAAUUUUGAUGCGCAGCAAGGAGAUAGGGGGUUGGACAGGUGGGAGGACGAGGGAGUGCAAUUCACCCAUCUGGAACGUGCCACCCAACUCCACCAGGCACCGCCACUUUCUCUUCGCACCUGCUCUGUUCCCAUCAUCCCCUCUUUCCAGGGACAAGAUGUCACUUCCUGUAUGCAAGAGAACAGCCUAGCAGAGGGGGACAAGAUCAAUCCUCAAGGCAGAUGCCCGCCCACGACCUCCAUUGCAACAGGGUACUGUGGCCUGCGGAGGGAUGGGGAGGAAGGGCCAGGAGAAGUACUUUGGGCCCUGCCCCAAGCCAACAGGAAGCAGGAGGACAAGCCUGAGUGCUUGCUGUCACCUGCUAGGGGUGGAGCUGAGGGAAGGGUCCAAAAUGAACUUUCCAGAAGUGGAUUGGAGGAUUGCUCUGGUCCUGUAAAACACAGCAGAGCCUGCUCCCAGCCUUACCAGUGAACAAAAAAAUAAUGUGAUUACACAGCACACACAGAAAGGGUCAAGACAACAAUCUGGGAAACAGACAUUUAAAAACAUUGAAAGAAAAAAAAGACUGAAAAACACAUAAUCUGCAUAAAGUGGAAAAACUCAAAACCCUACAGAUUAAAAGGACGAUGUUCAGUUUAAAAACAUAUUUAAAAGAAGGAUAAAUUAUUUAUAUGCAUUUAUUUAAAUGAGAAGCUUCAAACAUAGAAAGAAAACCAAAUAGUCUGUUAUCUCUAUGGUGUUUUUAAUUGUAAAAAAAUAUAUAAAAUAACAAGGUGAAAUAAAGAUGAGGAAUAUGAGAGUGA
Molecule: messenger RNA, 3597 nt
Organism: Conger conger (European conger)
Lineage: Eukaryota; Metazoa; Chordata; Actinopteri; Anguilliformes; Congridae
Gene: nrg3b
Product: neuregulin 3b
Exons: 9
Coding region: 1280-3265 (661 amino acids)
Biological process (GO): animal organ development; intracellular signal transduction; nervous system development
Molecular function (GO): chemorepellent activity
Source: RefSeq, a predicted model, not a curated record